AUGCUAUGUUUCGCUCUUCCAAAAGACGUAAACAAAGAACAGGUUGUGGACCAACUGCAUAUUGCGCUGCACCACACUGUACAGCGAGUGCCCUUUCUCGCAGGAUCUGUGGUACCAAACUCAGAACAAGAAGGCGAUCGUCCUUGGCUGCGGAAUAUAUCACCAAAUGGACACGCUUAUCUCGACGUGAAGGACCUCUGUGAUCAGAUCUCCUAUGCCGACCUCGCCAAGGCAAACUUUUCUCAGGAUCUGUUUGAUGCUGACCAGCUCUGUUCUUUGCCACAAGUUAUCUACAUCCAGCAAGAGCCUGUUGAGGUCUGCCGUUUUCGUGUCAACUUCAUUCAAGGCGGCGUCAUCCUCGUAAUACAAAUUCUGCACACCGUGAUUGACGGCACCGGAGUGACUGAGUGUGUGAAGAUCUUCGCCGAGAACCUUCGCAAAGCCCAUGCAGGCGAAUUCGGACAUCCUUUGCAAACAACCAACGAGAAAUGGGUCUCAGAUCGGACUGCCUUGGUCUCAGGCGAGGGCAGAAUGGGAGACAUAGAGAACCAUCCCGCGUUCACGACGUCUGCAUUCGCUCACGGCAAUAUCACAGGGGUCGAACAGGCCUGUAGAACCUAUCGCAUCAGUCGCGAUGCUCUGGUAGAGCUAAAGAAGGCUGCAUCUCCUUCGUUCCCCCGUGAUGCCGAGGAUUGGAUCUCCACGGGUGAUGCCAUUGCUGCGCUGAUCUGGCGAAGUAUUUUGGUUGCUCGGCAUCGUGCAGGAGCCCUCCCCGCUGACGCUGUCGCCAAAUUUGGCCAACCAGUCGACUGCCGUAAGCUACUUGAGCUACCUAAGCCGUACUUCGGGAAUGCGUUCUACAUCAUGCGGAGCGAUAUGCCAUUUGAUGCGCUCAGGGAUCCACAGACUGGCCUCCGUGCCGCUGCCCGCAUUCUACGUGCGGACGUGAAAUCCGUGACGGCGGACAGGAUCCGAGAUCUGGUUGCCUUUAUGGAGAGAAUCAGACUGGAGAGCCACACCCGUCUGAGCUUCCAAGAAGAUUUGGCCUCGUCUGCUAUCGUAUACACCAGCCAUUUCAAGUUCAAUAUCCAUGAAAUGGACUUUGGUCCGGCUUUUGGGGACGGCCGUGUGAAGGCCUUUCGCCACCCGGCACGAGGCACGAUAAUAGGAUCAGUGAUCGUGAUGCCAAUGUGUUUGGAUGGUUCAUGUGAAUUCAUGAUUACAGAGUCAGCCGAUACUCUGAGAUAUCUCGAAACGGAUGACUUAUGGACUCGUUAUACAGGUAAACAAAACAGUUUGGGGGUUGUCGGUCGUACGGCCUUGUCUCUCCCAGAGCACACGGCGCUUUCGGAUGGUACCAACGCACAUUCUCAAUCUCAGCCCAUGCCCAACGGCACCAAUGGAUCUAUCGUGAAAAAUAGCUGCCCUUUGACACCCAUGGUAGCAACAGAACCAGAGCCAAUCCAGCCUUGUCCCACGAUCCUGUAUAGCAGUGUCGAAGCACCACAUGGUGGACAGAUUGCCAUCAUUGAAUUGAACCGCCCCAGGGCAAGUAACGCCAUUUCACGGCAGCUGCUCCAGGAGUUGGACCGGGAGCUCGAUUGCGUCUACGUCAAGGCAAGCCAGAGCCAAGUGAGAGCCGUCAUCAUCGCCAGCACAAACGACAAUGUCUUCUGCGCUGGAGCGGAUCUCAAGGAGCGGAGCAACAUGAGUGGCGAUGAGACUAUGGACUUCUUAACGGAGCUCCGCCAUGUCUUCUCCAAGCUGGCAUCGCUGCCCAUCCCAUCGAUUGCUUGCGUAUCCGGUUUAGCGCUCGGCGGCGGCUUGGAACUGGCCCUCUGCUGCCAUCUCCGGGUGUUUUCCGGCCAUGCCGUGGUUAGCUUGCCAGAGACUAAACUUGCCAUUAUCCCUGGCGCCGGCGGGACGCAUCGACUACCGCGAGUUGUCGGCCAGUCACACGCGCUUGACAUGAUCCUUACUGGUCGCCGUGUCAAGGCCGUGGAAGCCGCUCAAAUGGGCUUAUGCAACCGGCUUGUGUUUUCUGGUGAAAUGGACUGUGCGGAUUUGGGCGCGGUCAGAAGGCUGACUCUCGCCAAUGCGUUGUCGUUGGCUCAUGAUAUCUGUGCUGGAGGCCCCAUCGCUGUCCGUGCUGCCUUGAGCGCUCUGGCUAUGGCCAAUGAAGAAGCUGAAAAUGCUGCUUAUACCUCGGUCCUGGGAACCAGCGACCGCGCCGAAGCUCUACAUGCAUUUCAAGCCAAGCGUUCGCCACAGUACUUGGGGAUAUAG
Molecule: messenger RNA, 2286 nt
Organism: Aspergillus caelatus
Lineage: Eukaryota; Fungi; Ascomycota; Eurotiomycetes; Eurotiales; Aspergillaceae
Product: ClpP/crotonase-like domain-containing protein
Exons: 1
Coding region: 1-2286 (761 amino acids)
Biological process (GO): fatty acid beta-oxidation
Cellular component (GO): mitochondrion
Molecular function (GO): enoyl-CoA hydratase activity
Source: RefSeq, a predicted model, not a curated record